GUGUUUUCUAUGAAGGUGCUAAGAAACAAGGAAAGAUGUCCUAUGAAGAUACCAUGUCAAUAUGUUUAGAACACCCAACUGAAGAAAAUGAAGUACACAAACUUGACCCCCAAAUAAAAACAUUAAGAGAAAUGGUUCAAAAAUCAAGAGAAAAAACCAAGAUCUUACCAUCAAGAACAGAUAUCCAAGAUGCAGAAGGGCAAAAUAAACUCAAUGUUACAGGCUUUGAGAAGCCUGCUAUCGAAAAAGGUAGUAAUGGAACAGGCUUUUGGAAAAUGGGAAAACAGACACAGGUUCAUGGAUAUUGCACUACUAGAGUCAAUAGCAGUUUUGUUGGGUUUCAAGACCUUUACUUCGAUCAUAACACACCAUUGGGUGGCUAUUUUUAUAGACAAUUGGAUUGCCUAGAAAACUGGGCUCUUUACAAUAGAUUGUAUGGCAAGUAUCCAUAUAAGAAAAGUAUCUUGAUUCAACAGCUGCUUUUACUGUCUAGAAGUAGAGCAUGGGGUAGAGUAUCAGGCACAGAUGACCCUAAUAAUCUCAGUAUGGACUUCUGCAUCCUGGUGGCCAGUUCUACUUCAACAAAAUGCAGAAUUUAUGAAUCUACCCUGGGCUACUAUAAUCUUCAGACCAAGCCCAAGGUCAAAUAUGAUUUCAGAGCCAUGAAAAAACCCACAUUGGACAUUUUAAGCAGUGAGAAUCUAUUUUUGAAUAUGCUAUUAGCAAAAGCACAGAAACAUCUACUACUAAGCUCAGCCUAUGAAAGGUGUCUUAGAGUUCUGUAG
This is a messenger RNA of Cetraspora pellucida, 785 nucleotides long. The record is from the annotation of a GenBank genome assembly. Lineage: Eukaryota; Fungi; Glomeromycota; Glomeromycetes; Diversisporales; Gigasporaceae.